CGGGACAUGAAAGGAAGACACCCACACUCCCUUCCAAUGGCUUAGAAAUCCGAGAGACGAGCCUGCGAUGUUGGCGGAGGGAAACACACCCAUUUGGGCAGGAAUGAUGGGGGCGCAACGCGAGAGUUCCCACGGUUGCUUCCUGGCUUCCCGCCACGAGCACAACGGCAUCAGCGGCGUUACUUCUCUCGGCCUGGAUCCCAUGGAAGCGAUUGCUGCUAGCUGCCUGACUAGUCGGUCAUCCGUUCUAGAAGCGUCCUUCCCGCGGGCCAGGAAUCGGAGCACUGCGCGUUUUAUUAAUGACUGAUGCAGCUUUGGGAACUUGUACAAAAGGACUGGGUGCUUGAUGGGUGUUGCCUCACUUCGCAGCAGCAGUAGCAGCAGCAGCACAUCCUCCCAGCGACAUACAGCUCUUCGAGUCACACAUACACACAACAUAUCCGACCAUGCGUUGCUCCUCCACUCUCCUCGCCAUCGCUCUUGCCUUCUCUUCCAUGGCGGCAGCAGCUCCAGUGACACUCGAAGCCCCCUUUUCCGAGACGUCCGCCGUCAGCACCAGUGCGGCUCCAGCUGCAGAUUCCGUCGUUCUGUCCAGCCAGGAACAACAACAACAGCCUAUUCCAUCAGCCGUGCACGGCUCUGAUGCAUUCCAUCUGGCUGAAAAGAGUCGGCGCCGGAGCUUCCGUCGUCGCCACCCUUGAGGAGCACUGCGGACUGAGCGGCCCGGCUAUCUAUGUCCACGAGCGAUCGUGAAGUAUACCCAUUGUACCAUCUGAUACCCCAUGAAUCAUCAAUUGAACUCGAACGAUACCUCCCUCCUACCUAGACCGGGAACCCAGCGAUGUAUUUUUACGAACACAAUUUUGUUACGAGAUCACAAUGGAAUGAAUUGCCGAAAUGGAUUGCUGAGAAGCCUCAACUGGAGAGUUCAACAG
Mycena citricolor is the source of this 935-nucleotide messenger RNA. Lineage: Eukaryota; Fungi; Basidiomycota; Agaricomycetes; Agaricales; Mycenaceae. The record is from the annotation of a GenBank genome assembly.